CGCGUAGCGUGCGAGUGACGUGGUCCCGAAAAUGGCAGUGAAUGUGUACUCCACCUCGGUGACGAGCGACAACCUGAGCCGGCAUGACAUGCUCGCGUGGAUCAACGAGUCCCUGCAGCUGAUGCUCACCAAGAUCGAGCAGCUGUGUUCAGGUGCUGCCUACUGUCAGUUCAUGGACAUGCUCUUCCCAGGUUCUGUAGCACUCAAGAAAGUGAAGUUUCAAGCAAAGCUGGAGCAUGAGUACAUCCAAAACUUCAAGAUUCUACAAGCAGGUUUUAAACGAAUGGGUGUUGACAAAAUAAUUCCUGUGGACAAACUAGUGAAAGGAAAAUUUCAGGACAACUUUGAAUUUGUUCAGUGGUUCAAAAAAUUUUUUGAUGCAAACUAUGAUGGGAAGGAGUACGAUCCUGUUGCUGCUCGACAAGGCCAGGAGACAGUAGCACCAAACCUCGUUGCUCCUGUUGUGAACAAACCCAAGAAACCACUCAGUUCUGGCAGUGCAGCUCCACAGAGACCCAUUGUAACGCAGAGAACUGCAGCCACUCCGAAAGGUACCGGAAUGGUGAAAAAGGCUCCCGGGGACGACGAGUCGGCAGGACUGAUUGAGCAGAUCAAUUUAUUGAAAAUCAAUGUUGAAGACUUGGAGAAGGAGAGAGACUUCUACUUUGGCAAACUGAGAAACAUUGAAUUGAUCUGCCAGGAGAAUGAAGGAGAGAAUGACCCAGUGUUGCAGCGGAUUGUGGAAAUUCUUUAUGCCACAGAUGAAGGCUUUGUGAUACCUGACGAAGGAGCACCGCAAGAGGAGCAAGAAGAGUAUUAACAGACCACAUACUGUACCAGCAGAGCAGCAACAUCAGAAUUCUUUGCCCCAGAUCAUGUGCUUAACUGUAAAAUACUCCACUUUAUUCUUAGAGGACUCACUGGUUUCUUUUCAUAAGCAAAAAAGUACCUCUUCUUAAAGUGCACUUUGCAGAAAUUUCACUCUUUACAGUGGGUGUGAGUUAGGAGCUCUUUCUCACUUUGUAGCAGAGCAGUAUUCCCAUAGUUGGUAUAUUUAGGGAGCAAGAGGCUGAAUAUUCGGAAUUUGUUGCAGAAUGGUUUGCUGGUAAAACACUGGUUUGUGGAAAGACUCUUUUUUUUGCAUCUAAGAUGGUGUGUAGUAGAGAAAUUAAAGGCUCUGACUCACAGAAGAUUGAGUUAAUGUGAAAUUGCAGCAGAGAAAUUAUAAUUAAAUGCCUUAAGAGUAUUUAAAAUAUGCUUCCGUAUGCCAAAUUGAAGUAAUGUGACAGGAGAUUUUAUGUGCUUCAUCCUGGGGUAGACACUUGUUUGACUCCAUACACUGCUGUUUGAGAGGCCUUGCAUGGCAGUCUUACUAUGUCAGCAAGUGCUCAAAAGGGGCUGAUAAAUCAAAACUCCAUUCCUAUGUAAAGCUGCUUACUAAGUGAUUAGUUCUCGAUGAAAUAGGCCUUACUGUUGCCUGUCACAAGAUUAGAGGGAGUAUGAACAGCUGAGACACAUAAAUUACCUUGAAGAGCGCUAAAGCCUUUUUUUGCGGCAUUGUGGCUAAUGACUUUGCCAAAAUGUACUGUGUUUUCUGUAAAAGAAAAAAGAAGAAAAACCCAAUGAAACAGCUAGUCUUACUGCCCCAAAAUAUUUUUUCUUCCUGGCUCUUGUUUCCAGUUAUCCUAUUCCUGUUUAUUUUGGUUGGUAAAACCUGCUGGUCUCUCACUGAUUCUUUUCUCUUCCCCAUUCCGAGGAGUGCUGGUCAAAUCACAUGGUUGUAAUGGGAUUUGCACUGGGCACCUAUCUUAGAAUGAAAGCGAAUUGAGCACAUGAGGAUGAAGUUUGCUUUUAUUAUUAUUUUUUAAACCAGGGUUUAUCUAAUAAUACAUGCCAGUUCAGUAAUCUUCUGGGGUCAAAACUAAAAAUGUGCUGGCUAACAGAGCUAAUGUUAUUGCAGAAAAUACAGUACUGAGACUAACUUAAAUAUUAAUAUUUAAAGUACUUUCUUUAACUGUCUCUCUUUUUUUUUUUUCUCCUUGCUAUCAUGCCCCUCAUUACUUUUGUGUUUGGCAAGAUCCUGCAAGACUCCUGACCCCCUUCACUACUGAGAUUGAUCGGUCCUGUUGUGCUUGUAUUCAUUUGUUUCUGGUGGUAGCUUGUCCUGAAAUGUGUGUAGGAGAGCAUUUUAUGGUAAUUGUUGUGUAGUGCAUGAAUCUUUGUGAAAUUCAGAGAAAAACCCAAAUUCAGUGAAUGCCAAAAAAAUGCAAGUAUUUAGCCAUUGUUUAAAAUUGCAGUGGUGCUAUUUCUCUUGUGGCCUUUUAGACUUUUGUUGCCCUGAAAUUCCAUUUUACUGAGGAAACCAUAUUUGACUUGGAUUUUUCUUGACAGGGUUUUUCUAUUUUAAACAGUUUCUAAAUAAAGUUCUGUAUUUCAAGAGUGUCACGUCUGCUGGAGUCUCUUGUGCUUUCAGUUAUGAUCAGGCCAACGCCAAGAGGUUCGUUCUGAAGCUCAUAGGACCUGGAAUAUGGGCUUUCCUUCUCCAGUCCUAGUUAGGUGCAUUGCUAACGUUGAGACUUUCCUUGACUUAGGCUGGGGACAAACUCCCUUGCUCUUCUUUCCCAAGCAGAUGAAAUGUGACUGUGGUGUUGGCUGUUUCCUUGUAAAAGUGUAAGAAUGGGGUUGGAUAACAGGAAAACUGUCGCAUGGCUUUAGGUGGUCAAACGGCUAAAACGGUGGUUAUCAACAGACGUUAGUUGUGGCAUCUGUCACCAGCCUGCCUGAGCAAACUGACUUUACGUUGGUUGCUUUGUCGCAGUUGGAGYCUGUUUUGUGGAGGAGCUCGGACGUUGUUUUCACAGGUGUGUACAGUGAGCAGCUUCUGAGAGUGCUUGUGUGAUGUGUCCAGCCCGGAGGCUGGAGCGCUCCCCGACGGGCUUAGCUCUGGUGCUGCAGAGCCCUGGGUCUUCUACAGAGUAGGCAUUGCUGGCAGUGCCUGCUGCUCCUGCAGCGCUGGACUGCAGGAGCACGUCAGAGAACGGCGGUUUGAUGCACAUAAAAUCUUCUUUCUCAUUACUUGUUUCCCUGAGAUCAAAAGCAUACUAUUUUCAACUCCCUUCUUUCACCAGCUGAAAGCAAAAGAUGGCAACAGUGUGUGACUUGAGGUGACCUGUUGGGUGUUUUGGUGUUCUCAGUGGGUCAGUUGCUCAUUGGAACRUGGUUGCUGCAAAUCCUGCACCCUCAAGCUUGCGUGCGUGGAACUGUGAAGUACCCAAAUCAUGAGAUGGGUCCAUUUUUGUUCUCUGCUCCUAGAAGCAAGCAAACAUGUGGCAAUGCUAAGAGAAGGAUGAGUCAGAAAUAGUGCUGGUGCCCUUGACCACGUGAGACUGUUGACCGCGUGCACCCUUUGGAUGUGCAUUGURGAACUAAACGGAGGCUGCAGUCUUGCAAGUCAAAUGCUGCUGAGGUCUCCAGUUGCUUGCCUGCCUUCUGUACCACCAGCACGAGCCGUAAACAGAACGGACAAACUCAUAUGGUCACCCUGCCUGUCUGCAUUAUAGGUCCCUUGGCAUAAUCUUUUCUAAUGUCCUUUUUGGAAAACAAGCAAGCACAGCGAGCCCCACUGAAACCCACAAAGUUACGUAGCUACUCUGGCACACUGGUACAGUAUAUGYGGCUAAAUGCCGAACGCUCACCUGCUGGAGCAACUCAAAUAGCAUCCAGCCCUCCUUAGGCUCUUAGUUUUGUCAGAUUUUUGAAAAA
Messenger RNA from Nothoprocta perdicaria, 3762 nucleotides. RefSeq names its product microtubule associated protein RP/EB family member 1 (gene MAPRE1). The coding region runs from base 32 to 820 and encodes 262 amino acids. The record is from RefSeq and is a predicted model, not a curated record. The transcript is spliced from 7 exons. Gene Ontology annotation, biological process: protein localization to microtubule plus-end; spindle assembly; regulation of microtubule polymerization or depolymerization. Gene Ontology annotation, cellular component: spindle midzone; microtubule plus-end; cytoplasmic microtubule. Gene Ontology annotation, molecular function: microtubule plus-end binding. Lineage: Eukaryota; Metazoa; Chordata; Aves; Tinamiformes; Tinamidae.